UCUCCCUGGCUCCCAGCUGUUUCUAUGGGUGUUCUUUAUGAAGGAAAGAGAUACCUAUGAAAGCAGAACUUUUUCAUUUUAAAACAGUUUUUCAUACAUUAAUUAUUCAUCAGCCCCAAGGGAGGCAGGUAAAGAAAAGAUAUUGGCUUAAUUUUAUAAAUGGAGAAACAGAGGUAAAGCUUGUGACAUACCCCAUGACAAAAGAGAAGUUAGAGGUUUGUUUAAAACUUAGCUGUGUUGAAAACUUAGACUUGUCUUUUGUUCUGAUCCCUAGACCAUGCUUUUCUCAAAGAGGCUGUAGAUACUAGCACACUAUACUAAAGUACUUCGUAGGUGUCUUCCACAACAUUUUUCAUCUGUAGAUUUCAAGGCACUCUACAAAGAAAGAAUCUUUAUUUUGAUUUUACGCAUGAGAAACCAAGCCACAGAGAAGUGGAGUGUCUUGUUUUAGGGCACCUAACAGGUGUUUUCUUUUGAAUAUCACUGGAAUCACAGGAGCAUUAUUAAGGAGACCUGAAUUUGGAAGAUACUUUUAAAUGUAAUCUCUCUUACAUGGAGCCAUGCUGAAAUUCCAAGAAGCUGUUCAGCGUGUCAGUGUUUCCAGAUCUAUUUCCACCUUCUCAGAUACCUUGAUUGCCAGAAGGUACAUUCUUCAGAAGAAGCUUGGCAGUGGAAGUUUUGGAAAAAUCUAUCUGGUUUUAGACAAGAAGGCAAAACAAGGAGAAGAGUUAAAAGUUUUGAAGGAAAUCUCUGUUGGAGAUCUCAAGCCAAAUGAGACAGUUGAAGCAAAUCUAGAAGCACAGCUACUCUCCAAGCUAGAUCAUCCAGGCAUUGUCAAGUUUUACGCAAGCUUUGUGGAGCGAGAAAGUUUCUGCAUCAUCACUGAAUAUUGUGAGGGUCGAGAUCUGGACUGUAAAAUUCAAGAGUACAAAGAAAUUGGGAAAAUAUUCACCGAAUGCCAAAUAGUAGAAUGGUUUAUACAGUUGGUACUUGGAGUCAACUAUAUGCAUGAAAGGCGAAUACUUCACAGAGAUUUAAAAGCCAAAAAUAUUUUUUUGAAAAAUAAUCUUCUUAAAAUUGGUGACUUUGGAGUUUCUCGUCUCUUGAUGGGUUCAUGUGAUCUGGCAACUACAUUUACCGGAACACCUUACUACAUGAGCCCAGAGGCCCUGAAACACCAAGGAUAUAACACAAAAUCUGACAUCUGGUCACUAGGAUGCAUUUUAUACGAGAUGUGCUGUAUGGGUCAUGCAUUUACUGGACACAAUUUUUUGUCCAUUGUGCUAAAAAUUGUAGAAGGUGACACACCUUCUCUUCCUGACAAAUACCCAAGUAAACUGAAUGCAGUUCUGAACAGCAUGCUAAACAAGAAUCCUUUAUUGAGACCGUCAGCAGCAGAAAUUCUAAAAGUCUCCUACAUUGAUGAACAAUUACAGAAUUUCAAAUGCAAAUUCACAGAUAUAACUAUGAAGGACAAGACACUUAAUUGUCAGAAGGAAGCUGCUCACAUUGUUGAUGCUGUGCAGAAAAAAGUCCAUUUGCAAACUCUGCGGGAGCUGUCUGAGGUACAGAAAAUGACUCCACGGGAACGAAUGAGGCUGAGGAAAUUAAAUGCUGCAGAUGAGAAAGCAAGGAAGCUUAAACAGCUGGCAGAAGAAAAAUAUCAAGAAAACUUAAAAAGAAUGCAAGAACUGAGAUCCCGUAAUUUUCAACAAUUGAGUAUAAAUGUGCUUCAUGAAUGUGAUGAACAGACUUCAGAGCCUUUGAUUCAUUCUCAGCCAGUCACUGCACUGGACUAUGUAUCCAUAGGACAUGAUGAACCAACUGAAAAUGAGGCCCCAAACAGACUUUGUAUGUCUGAACCUGUGGACCAUGAGAUCCCUGAAGAUCCACAAAUUGCAGAAGCAUAUUAUAAUGAUGAGUUUGAUUCUUGCUCAGAAUCAAGUGAAGAAGAGGAGAAAUACAAUGAAGAGGACGAGGAUGCUAAAAUAUCUCAGUCUGUUUCCAGAACAAAUCAACAGGACAGUGAUGUUGAGGCAAUGGUCAUGUAUUUGGAAAAUGUCCUGAAUAACAGCUCUCUAGGCACUGGGACUGUCAUCAGAGUGGCUCCAGUAGUGCCCCAGGGAUUCAGAGUGAUCAACAACACCAUGGCUGAGACCAAGCUGAAACGCAUGAGGGAAUCAGCAAUUCAGAAGUUGGGAUCGGAAGUAUUUGAAAGGGUUUACAGCUAUCUCAAGCAAGCAAGACAGCAGAAUACAAGUGAGGAUGAGGUCAAGGAAUACCUAGAAAAAGUGGUUUCUAGAGCAAGUGACUGUUUUGAAGUGGAUCAGCUUCUUUACUUUGAGGAACAGCUGUUUGCUUCAGCAGGAGAUGCUCAAAUGUAAAAGGUACAGCAAGACUGGACAAAGCUGGAGUUUGGUGAAAUUGCUGUCAACAAAUAAGUAUUGAUUGCUGGGGUACAUGAUGGGGCAUA
Gavialis gangeticus (Gharial) is the source of this 2473-nucleotide messenger RNA. It is a transcript of the gene NEK11, whose product is annotated as NIMA related kinase 11. Lineage: Eukaryota; Metazoa; Chordata; Crocodylia; Gavialidae. The record is from RefSeq and is a predicted model, not a curated record. Gene Ontology annotation, biological process: protein phosphorylation. The transcript has 16 exons. The coding region runs from base 561 to 2384 and encodes 607 amino acids. Gene Ontology annotation, molecular function: ATP binding; protein kinase activity.